CUCGAGGCGGGCGCACGGAGGCGUGAUGCGGCCGUGACGUGGUUUGAGUCGGGGAUCUUUAAUCCUCUGCCGCAGCAGCCCAGCCGGUCACCGGAGGAGGGGGGCAGCAAGGUUCGGACGGGAAUGGGCCGCGCCGGCUAGGAUACGCGUAACCAGGCCGAAACAGCUCGGUGUUUAGGUAGAUAGUGAGACCGCCGAGACGAGGAGAGAUUACGACGAGAACCAGGCGAGUAUUUCUGCCUAGGCCUGACCCCCUCCACCUCCAGCCAAUUCACUCAUAUUUCCCCCGCUGAAAGGACCACACACGGACACACGGGCGGUCGAAUAUACACGUUUUUUAAAACGCUUUUCUGCUGAAUUAAAACGUCGAAUGUGGUAUCCGCAGAAUUAGCCGCCGCACGGGUACGGCGCCUCGCCCUGCCAGCUUCCCCGAGAGUAAUUUAUUCCUCGGUUCGCCCUUCACGAGCGUCGCCGCGUCCCCUGUUUUCCUGUCAGCUACUGCGCAUCAGCACAACAUGCAGGAUGAGCCUGUGGGGGUGACAGCCGCGCAGUUACCCCCAACAGCCGAGGAGGAGGAGGACCGCAGCAGCAGCUCGGUCAGCAAAUCCGCGAAGCAAGCCAUCCAGACCGAGAGCCAGCUGAGCUCCUUCACGUCGGAUUACAGCCACCUAACCCAGAAGAUCGCUUUCCCCGAGCAUUUCUGCCACACGCAGUCCCUCUGUGACCUUCAGCGAAGCAUACAUCAGCAGCUAGAGUUCACCCCGGCAGAGCUGUACCCCCCGCCCCAGGGGCGCUUCAGUCACCUGCAGCCCUUCUCCAGCGCCGCUGACCCCCGCGGCUCUGCUGUGGAGGCGGCCGAAGCCGAUGCUGCGACGCCAUCGCCUCCCUCUGUGAAUCUGAACGAGAUCCAAAUGGACUCCCCCAUCGCCCACCACUUGAAUAACGGCAAUGGCAGCAGCAGCACCGGCAAUAUGCUGUCCGGGGGUCUCAGCGCCGCUUUCCCCAACCUGCCCUCCUCCCAGGAGAUCCAGAGCGCCAGCGGCGGCCCGUCCUCGCCCUCCCUCCCCGGUUUCGGCACCCCUUGGUCCGUGCAGACCAGCUCCUCGCCUCCACCGCCGGCCAACUCCAUCAACCCCAUGCACGCGAACGCCAUCAGCCAGAUGCCCAGCACGGACUCCGAGAACAGCUUCUACCCGGGCAUCCCGUCCUCCAUCAACCCGGCCUUCUUCCAGAGCUUUUCGCCGGUGUCGGCUAAUCCGUGCGCCGGGAUUAAUGUGCAGGGCUUCGGCGGUCCGUUCUCGCCUCAGAUGAACGUUCCUCAGCAGCCGCAGAGCCGCAGGUCCCCGGUCAGUCCCCAGAUGCACCCCCAGCAGGGCGCCUUCCUGCAGCAGAGGAACAAUUACAACCAACACCAGCCCAUGGUGAAAGCGUCCCCGUGGGGGAGCCACCAGGGGAACGGCUGGGGCGGCGGCGGUGGCGGCGGGGGCAUGUCCUGGGGCCGGGACCACCGCAGAGGCAGCGGCAUGGGCGUUCCCGGCUCCGUCAGUCACGCCUCGCCCCUGAAGAAGCCCUUCUCCAGCAACGUCAUCGCUCCGCCCAAGUUCCCGCGCUCCGGAGGAUCGCUGGGGCCGAAGUCCUGGAUGGAGGAGAACAUGUUUCGCACGGACAGCAACAGCAACACCAUGUUGCCCCUGCAGGACCGCUCCAGAAUGUACGACAGCCUGAACAUGCACUCCUUGGAGAGCUCCCUGAUCAACAUCAUGCGAGUGGAGCAGGAUCCGAUAAAAGGCCGUGUGGGCUGCCCUAACCCCGGGGCCGACGGCCUUCUCAUGCUCAAUGCCAGAAGCUAUGGGAGACGUCGAGGCCGCUCCUCUCUCUUCCCGAUCGACGACAAUCUUCUCGAUGACGGCCACGGCAACCAGGGUGUCCCGGGUGUCCUCGGUUCUCCCAACUGCUACCCCCACCAAAACGGGGAGCGCAUCGAGCGCUUCUCUCGUAAGGUGUUUGUGGGGGGCUUGCCUCCUGACAUAGACGAAGAUGAAAUCACCUCAAGCUUCCGUCGCUUCGGUCACCUGGUGGUCGACUGGCCACACAAAGCUGAGAGCAAAUCCUACUUUCCCCCUAAAGGAUACGCCUUCCUGCUGUUCCAGGAGGAGAGCUCGGUGCAGGCCCUGAUUGACGCAUGCAUGGAGGAGGAUGGGAAGCUCUACCUGUGUGUUUCCAGCCCCACCAUCAAGGACAAACCAGUGCAAAUCCGACCAUGGAACCUGAGCGACAGUGAUUUUGUGAUGGACGGAUCACAGCCUCUCGAUCCCCGCAAAACCAUCUUUGUGGGAGGCGUCCCUCGUCCCCUGAGAGCAAUUGAGCUGGCCAUGAUCAUGGACCGCCUCUACGGUGGAGUGUGUUACGCAGGAAUCGACACAGAUCCAGAGCUCAAGUACCCUAAAGGGGCAGGGCGGGUGGCGUUCUCCAAUCAGCAGAGUUACAUCGCUGCCAUCAGUGCAAGAUUCGUCCAGCUGCAACAUGGAGACAUCGAUAAGCGGGUGGAGGUGAAGCCCUACGUCCUGGAUGACCAGCUGUGUGACGAGUGCCAGGGCGCUCGCUGCGGCGGGAAAUUUGCUCCCUUCUUCUGCGCUAACGUCACCUGUCUCCAGUACUACUGCGAGUUCUGCUGGGCCAACAUCCACUCCCGCGCGGGGCGAGAGUUUCACAAGCCCCUGGUGAAGGAGGGCGCCGACCGCCCGCGCCAGAUUCACUUCCGCUGGAACUAACAGGGGCCAGGGGGGCUCCACAUCCAAUGGUGACGGUCAGAGUUAAGCGAAACACCGGCUAACGGGAAAAAGAGCCUGGCUCUGCUCUCCUGCUAAACUAAGCUAUCAGUAUAAUCAAGUGCGCAACACUAUACAAUAUAUACUAUAUAUAGCUAUAUAUCUUUUGUAGCAGCCAAACACCGCAAGCCUCAGUUUUUCACCAAAACCGCCCUCACAUCUCAGGCUCUGACAACUCUACAACUCUUUUGUGGUACUUUCAUCUUUUUCUAAGUGGAGAUUUAAAAGAAAAAAAAAGAGAUUGAUUUUUGUAGCUUUUUAUUAUUAUUAUUAUGAUUACUCUUAUUAUUUUUGUAUGUGAGAUUUAAGGUAGAUACAGGAAUGUUUUUUGCAUGGGGGCAGCUCGUCUGUCUGUCUGUCUGCUGCUAGCAACCACACAGUGCGUUCAGUGCACACUUGUUUCCGGGGGGAAAAAAAAAAAAAGACCUCGAUUCUCUAACGUCGACGCGUGCCGCAGGUAAUUUAACCAAAGGUAGCAAAAAACGAUAGGAAGCUCAAAACCGACACGCUGUCUGACGCGGAAACAAGCGUUACUUUCUAAUGCCGCCACGGGCUCUCUUGUUGUUGUUUUUUUUUUUUUUUUUACUUUUUAGAGAGUUUAUUGAAAGGAGAGAAAAAAAAACCCAGAAGAAGAAAAGGUUAUUUUUUUGUGCUCAUUCUAACUUGUAGAGCGAUACCUCAAAACACAAAAUCCGGUUUUCUGCUAACAUUUAUACUUAAGAAGAAAAAAAAAAAAAGCUAUUUUAGAAGCUUUGCUGCUAUAUAUAAAUAUAUAUGAAUAGAUAUGUUGGUGUUAUAUUUAAACCCGAAUCAUGUAAAAUGAAAUGCAGUAUGCACUCAACCACUUAACGGCGCCACAGAAAGAGUAAGAGUGCAUGCACACUAGGCUUGUAAGCUGCAGAAGUAGCAUGCAGGAUGUGAGAUGUGAGAAAGAUAUAAUAAACCAAAACAGCUGAUCACUCAAAUCCUAUUUUAAAACGCUGAAAUUCUGUACUGGGUAGCAUGAUCAUCAACUGCAGAUUCCUAAAUGACAAGGAAAAAAAAAAAAAGUCAGAUGAAGUUAGGUAAGAAGAAGAAGAAAAAAAAAAACCGUACAUAAACUUGCAUGCAUCGAUGUUUCUCUGUAGUUUGAUCUGUUUACAUACUAUCAAUACAAAAACAAGUGAUAUCGGUUCUAAUGUAGACUUAGUAGACGCCAUCCUUUGGUGACACGGCGCCUUGUAUAGAUGAAAAAAAAAAAAUCUCAAAAGCAGAGUGGUGUUCAGUGGUUUGUGUUGUCCCUGUGCUGUGUGAUUGUUCUUAGUGUAGGCUGAGGCUCUAGUUUAGUUAUCAACAGAUUACGUAGAGAAAAAUUCAACAACAUGCCUUCGUUUUUCCUGCGGUCGAACCCCUGAGCGGUCCCCAAGUGAUCUGAGACUGCAGCUCUCUGGCAGAAACAGAUGCAAACACAAGAGUGACAUUAUUAAGCAAAAGUACUCAUACCCCUCGGACAUUUUUCUCACUACAACUGCCAUCGAUGUGUUAUAGACCAAUGGAAAGUAUCGCAGGUUUCUGAAACGGAGGAAAAUCACCCGUGCAGAUCUAGAGUCUGACAUUUCCUUAGAGAAAUAAAGAAGGCCGUUCUGUUGAGAUGGAGAGUACAUGUGAACGUCAAUUUCUGGCUCAAUGUUUAGAGUCAUGUGAAGUCUACUGAUUUCAGGUGACCUUUUUUUCCCCAAAAUUGCAACUGUGUAGCGUCGUCCUUCUACUCCACAGUUAUGCUCUGCUUUGUGUUGAUCUGUCACAUAAAAUCCCAAACGGAUACGUGGAAGUGUGUGGUUGUAACAUGAAUGACUUUUUUUUUGGAAAAUCUAAGUAUAUAUUGGGUGUGUGAAUAUGUUUGCAGAGCUCCGUAUAUUUUGUAAUGUAACAGUCACAGCUCCACGCCGUGCGACCAAAGCGCCGCAGUUUUAAGGAAACCGGACAACAAACCAUCUCCCGCCCUGAGCUUUUACAGCGAGGACGAUGACUUUAGUAAGAAAAAAAAUUUUUAAAAAGCGAAUCGUUCGUUUCUACUCGUUUCUGUCGGUUUCCGCUUCGACCCGUUCGAAAGACGUUUCGACUAAACCGUUUAGGGACAAUCUUUUCUGUUUGGACGGCCGCCCCGCCCGGCCGUCCACUCAGUGACCGUACACGUGUGUCGCUCCUGUGUCGUCGUGAUUUCGGUGUCCACCCUGUCCCAUCCCGAACCCGUCCCCGCCCCCCCAAAGUGUGGUCUUCAGUGUUAGUCAAGUGUGUGCUGUUACGAAAACCUUAACGGGACGGAAACUCAAACGUAUAUAUUCUUAUUAUAGCUGGUUCGUAUAAUUUAAACUGUUUGUGUCGACAAUUACUUACCCUUCACUGGCUCUUUGAGAUGUUUUUUGAUUAUAUAUUAUUAUUAUUAUGCACUACUUUUCUAUUCACUCCCCCCACCUAACGAUUUCCGUGCAAACGUGGACUCCACCUAUUUAUUGUAACUGUAAAGAUGAUUUAUUAAAUGGUUUUUUUCCCCCCCACAAUUACUUAUUUAAGAUGUAGCGUGAUGCAGUGGUCUUAAGUUAUCUAUGUUCUCUGUGAUUAGAGCCAGAACCCCAGAUUUUGUUUCUAAUAUAUUUCAGUGGAAUUUGGUUGUUCAGAGGAGCGGGAGUCCGAAAAGGAGAAAAAAAACUAAACAAAGUGAGAAGCGAAGGAAACCAUCUGGACCCGUCUCCCUCCCUUUAGUUACCCCGAUGAUGUGUGAAUAUCGUCACCUGUAACACUUGACUCGUAACUGUCUUCAUGUGGUUCCUUUUUAUUUUUUCUAUGUUGAAACACUGUUCGUUUAUUCUGUACGUGUCCCUUGUUUUGUUGUUUUGUUUUUGUAAAAGCGUAUUUAUUUCACUAUUUUUGUAGACGAGAAAAAAAGAUUUUUUGAUUUUGAUUGUAUUUUUCUAUUUAAAUAGGACUAAUAUGACAAUUUAUUUCCCCCCCCCCCUCUUCCCCCCCCCCCCCCCCCACCAAUGAAUUACGCCCCACAGGUUCAGAGGAAUCAUUUCAUUAGCAACGCCAUCAGACGUUUUUGAUACACAGGUGAUUCUUAUUUUGAUACGCGAGGCACAUGUUGUUUGAAGGAAGGAAACAUGAAGGUUUUCUUUAAAUCUGGGAAGACACUUGACAUUCUCGCCCCCCUCAAAAGCCCCCACUUCCUUCCUUCCCCACCCCGUUGCAUCGAGGCCCCGGCUGCCUGUCCUCGUAGAUGCUCUGAAACUUGAAUAUAACACAUUUUGAAAGGCCGACUAACCUCGACUCUGUGUUGUGAUGUGCAAUACUGUUUCUAAUGUUUGUAUAAAAGUAAGAACUACAGUGUAGACCUUUUUAAAAUGCAGAUUUAUUUUUUUCAUUGCAUAUUUUGCAGAUUUCUGAUCCACAGUGUCAUUUUUUACCGUCAGAAAAACGAACCCCGUUUUUUCAUUGCGAGUAUUUUUAAAUCCAGAUAUCUUUGUACUGAUGUAAAUGAUUGUAGUUAUUUUGAAUAGUGUUUUGCUAACAAAAGGAGAGACUUUUUCAUGCGUAUUUCUAUUUCCUUUCAUCUUGUUUUGUCCUGCGUUUUUAUUUUUCAUUUAACAGUAGCAGAUUAUUUUUCUGUCUUGUUUUUUUUUUUUUUUUUUUGUUUUGGAAGAAUUCGUCAUAUUUAAAUGUUAUUGUUUUUGUGGAGGUUUAUUUGUAUUUUUAUGUGGACACAUAAUAUAUUUGAGAUGCUAACUGCUGAGAUAUUUUUGAGUUUUUGAUUAUUUUUAAAGCUAAAUAUUUGUAAUUUUAUUGGUAAAGUGACUAAUUUCUAAAUCAAAGUUUGUGUAUAGAUUCACAAAGCGGUCUAUAAGGUGUUUGGAUUGCGAUUAUUACUGAAUGGUUCUUUGAUAUGCAAGAUGAAUAUCAUGGUUAUUUUUAUUUUUGUUGGUUUUGUAUUUAAAUGGGGUGUUGAUUACAAAUCUUCUUUUCUUUCACUUCCUGAAUAAAGACCCAUUCUGUUUGGA
Molecule: messenger RNA, 6862 nt
Organism: Xiphophorus hellerii (green swordtail)
Lineage: Eukaryota; Metazoa; Chordata; Actinopteri; Cyprinodontiformes; Poeciliidae
Gene: cpeb2
Product: cytoplasmic polyadenylation element binding protein 2
Exons: 11
Coding region: 516-2771 (751 amino acids)
Biological process (GO): negative regulation of cytoplasmic translation
Cellular component (GO): cytoplasm; neuron projection; synapse
Molecular function (GO): translation factor activity, RNA binding; mRNA regulatory element binding translation repressor activity; mRNA 3'-UTR binding
Source: RefSeq, a predicted model, not a curated record